AAGCGUCAAAUACGAUACGAACCUGUUGGAGUGUUUGUCUCUAGCUGUUACUGGCCCGCUGCUAGUGAGCCGCUGAAGUCUCAACGUGGUAGUGGUCUCCUCUAGGAACGCAAACAUGUUUUCUCUCAAGUCUCGGGGUGUGGUCCAGGUGACGGUAAACAUGGCAUCUAAGGGAUUUAUACAGAAUGCCACCCUCGAUUUUCAGCGGUCCUUUAGCAAAAUUGGAUUUAUUGGGCUGGGCAACAUGGGCAACCCUAUGGUUAAAAAUUUAAUGAAGAAGGGCCACAAAGUUGCUGUUUAUGACAUCAAAAAAGACAGUGUCGCUGACCUGGCCAAGGCGGGUGCCACUGGAUGCGGCAGUGUUGCUGAAGCAGUAGAUGGUGCUGAUGCAGUUGUCACUAUGCUUCCUGCAAGCAAACAUGUGCUGGAUACCUACACUAGGAAGGGUGGCAUUCUUGAAUCAGUGAAGAAGGGUGCUUACCUUGUAGACAGCAGCACUGUGGACCCCAGUGUAUCUCAAACCUUAGCACCCCUGGCCAAAGAGAAAGGAGCCACCUAUCUUGAUGGACCGGUGUCUGGCGGAACCAUUGGAGCCGAGGCAGGCACUCUGACUUUCAUGAUUGGUGGUGAGGAAGACGCCAGCAAGAAGGUGGAACCUUUACUAUUGUGCAUGGGUGGCCGAGUUGUCUACUGUGGGUCACACGGUAUGGGUCUGGUGGCCAAGAUUGCUAACAACAUGCUCCUGGGAAUCUCCAUGCUGGGUGUAUCUGAAGCCAUGAAUUUGGGAAUUAAAUUAGGAAUGGACCCUAAAACCCUGAUGAGCAUUUUGAACACAUCCACUGGCCGCUGCUGGUCUUCUGAAAUGUACAACCCAGUUCCUGGCAUGCUCCCUAAUGUGCCAAGCUCAAAUGGUUACAAGGGUGGCUUUGGAGUUGCCCUGAUAGCCAAGGAUUUAGGUAUCGCACAGAGUGUUGCUACCCAGUCUGGAAUCGCAAUUCCCAUGGGUGCCCAAGCUCACCAGAUGUACAGAAUGAUGGAGAUCAAGAAACUAGGUGAUAAGGAUCUUGCAGUUGCAUACAAAUAUUUGCAAGGAGAAUCUGUCUAGAUGGUCUUUAGAAGAACAAGCAAAUCUAUCAACAGAUCUGUUGCAAAUGACUUUAAACUUUUUGGUUUGUUAUCUUUUGAAAUAUUGUGAUAAUUUCAUAAUGUGUACUUAUUUUAUUUGUGUGGGCCUUAUGGUGCAGUGCAACACCUUUGAUUGAUUGAAAAAACAACAACAACAAUGCAUUGAAUGUUUUAUAUAUUAGCAAUUGGUUUCAUUGAUGGAAAAAAUUGUUAGAAAAUUAUACUUUUAUACCUCAAGUUCAAAGAUGUGUGCCAUAUUCAUGUGAUUCAGUAUUUUGUUUGUUAGAAGUUUUUUGUCUCUAUGUUCCAUUUAAUAGAAUGUAUCUGUGAGGACUGUACUUACCAGAGCUUUAACUCUUUGUUUUCUUGUUAAUUUGUUAUAAAAAUGCACUGCCAUGUGUUUUAUUUUAUUGUAUUCGCCAGUGAAAUCAUUGCACUCAUGUCUGUUGACCUUUUUAAAGUGAAAAUUAAAAUAAUGUUUUUUGUGCAGUA
Molecule: messenger RNA, 1617 nt
Organism: Thrips palmi
Lineage: Eukaryota; Metazoa; Arthropoda; Insecta; Thysanoptera; Thripidae
Product: 3-hydroxyisobutyrate dehydrogenase, mitochondrial
Exons: 6
Coding region: 116-1105 (329 amino acids)
Biological process (GO): L-valine catabolic process
Cellular component (GO): mitochondrion
Molecular function (GO): NAD binding; 3-hydroxyisobutyrate dehydrogenase activity; NADP binding
Source: RefSeq, a predicted model, not a curated record